GCUGCUUCAGCUGGUCGCGGAGAAGGGCCGGACCGGAGGCGUAAGCCGCGGCGACCUUCGGGGCUCCGCUGUGUCGCUGAGGUGGCCGCCGCUGCCUGAGGAAACAAGGGUAGUUACUGUACAAAAAGAAUUUCACCAGCUAUGGAACUUGCUCAUAGUUUGUUAUUAAAUGAAGAGGCUUUGGCUCAGAUCACUGAAGCAAAACGGCCAGUUUUUAUCUUUGAGUGGCUACGGUUUCUUGAGAAGGUGCUUGUAGCUGCUAACAAGACAGAUGUAAAAGAAAAACAAAAAAAGCUUGUUGAACAGCUGACAGGUCUUAUCAGCAGUUCUCCUGGACCACCAACAAGGAAAUUACUUGCUAAAAAUCUUGCUGCUCUAUACAGCAUUGGAGAUACUUUUACUGUCUUCCAAACGCUUGACAAAUGUAAUGAUAUCAUCAGGAGUAAAGAUGAUACUUCUGCCUAUUUACCGACCAAACUUACUGCAGUGGCAUGUGUUGGAGCAUUUUAUGAGAAAAUGGGAAGGAUGCUGGGCAGUUCUUUUCCUGAAACCGUUAACAAUCUCUUAAAAUCUUUGAAAAGUGCUGAAUCACAGGGACGGAGUGAAAUAUUAAUGAGUUUACAAAAAGUCUUAAGUGGCUUGGGUGGUGCAGCAGCUUCUUGCCACCGAGAUAUUUAUAAGAAUGCCCGGUCUCUCCUGACAGACAGAGCUAUGGCUGUGCGCUGUGCAGUAGCAAAGUGUCUACUAGAACUGCAAAAUGAAGCUGUGUUUAUGUGGACAACAGAAUUAGAAAAUGUAGCAACUCUAUGCUUUAAGGCACUGGAGAACUCAAAUUAUGGUGUACGAGUUGCAGUAUCCAAACUUCUGGGGACAGUUAUGGCUACAGCACUGAUACCAAAGCAAGCAGCAGUGAUGCGCCAGAAUGUGAAGAAAGCAACGUUAGAAGAGGUUUUAGAACUCAUGGCCACUGGUUUUUUGCGAGGAGGAUCUGGGUUCUUAAAAAGUGGUGGAGAGAUGUUAAAAGUAGGAGGAUCUGUUAAUCGAGAAGUGCGAGUUGGGGUUACGCAGGCCUAUGUUGUCUUUGUCACAACCCUAGGAGGUCAGUGGCUAGAACGCAAUUUUGCAACUUUCCUGUCACACGUGCUGGAUUUGGUUUCUCAUCCUCGUGCAACUCAAACUCAUGUAGAAGCUGUCUACUCUCGGAGAUGUGUCUCUUUUAUCCUCAGAGCGACAGUAGGAAGUUUAUUGGGAGAGAAAGCACAGAUUGCUGCUGCUAAAGAUAUUUGUCAGGCUAUCGAUAAACAGAUGAAGGCAGUCGAAACAGUUGUGAAUGAUGCUAAUAUUGAAAACAAAUCAGGAGCAGCAGAAGUUGCCGCAAGUCAACAUGUAAUGGUUUGUGCUCUUCAGGAGCUAGGAAGUUUAGUUCAAAGCCUGAAUGCCACUGCAUCACCCCUUAUACAGGAACCUUCUAUAGGAUUGCUUGAGACUGUUACUUCGGUUCUUCUCCAUCCCAGUAUGGCUGCUCGACUUGCUGCUGCGUGGUGUUUGCGUUGUGUGGCUGUUGCUUUGCCUUUCCAGUUGACUCCGUUAUUGGACCGGUGUGCAGAAAGGCUUAACAACCUGAAGACUUCCCCAGAAGCUGUUAGUGGGUACAGUUUUGCAAUGGCUGCUUUGUUAGGUGGAGUUCAUCAAUGUUCUCUAGGCAUCCCUCAUGCCAAAGGAAAGAUGGUUGUUAGCAUUGCUGAGGAUCUCUUGCGGACUGCGGCACAAAAUAGCAGGCUGUCCUUACAGCGAACCCAGGCUGGGUGGCUUUUGCUGGGUGCUCUAAUGACUUUAGGUCCUUCAGUUGUCCGUUACCAUCUUCCUAAAAUGUUGUUACUGUGGCGAAAUGUGUUUCCCCGUUCGCUAAAGGAAUUAGAAGCUGAAAAAGCUCGUGGAGAUUCCUUUACAUGGCAAGUAACACUGGAAGGACGUGCAGGAGCUCUCUGUGCUAUGAGGAGUUUUGUUGCUCACUGUCCUGAACUUCUAACAGAAGAUGUUAUUCGAAAAUUGAUGACACCUAUUGAAUGUGCUAUGACAAUGAUGUCUCACAUUCCUUCUGUAAUCAAAACCCAUGGAGCACAUCUGAAGGCAAGUGCAGCAAUGGUUCGAUUAAGGCUUUAUGACAUUUUGGCUUUGUUACCACCAAAAACAUACGAAGGUUCUUUUAAUCCACUUCUUCGGGAGCUGGUGGCAGAAUUUACUCUGACAGACAAUUCUGCUAAUACAACUACCUCCCUGCUUAGAUCACUUUGCCACUAUGAUGAUAGCGUCCUUCUUGGCUCUUGGCUACAAGAAACAGAUCAUAAAUCAAUUGAAGAUCAGUACAAAAAGGAUGCUGAGGAAUUGGAAAGAGUGCAGAGAAGAACAACAAAGAUGCUCCAGCCCAACAGUGCCUCAGGAAGUGGUGCCCUAGAACACGAUCCCUCCUCUAUUUACUUGCGCAUCCCAGCUGGAGAAGCAGUGCCAGGUCCCCUUCCUUUGGGAGUAUCAGUCAUUGAUGCCUCAGUGGCUCUCUUUGGAGUUGUUUUCCCUCAUGUGUCCUCCAAACACAGGCUACAAAUGUUGGAUCAUUUUGCAGAAUGCAUCAAGCAGGCAAAAGGUGUUCGUCAACAAGCAGUGCAGCUUAAUAUUUUUACCGCUGUUCUCAGUGCACUAAAGGGCUUGGCUGAGAACAAAAGUACCUUAGGACCUGAAGAAGUCCGCAAGUCUGCUUUGACUCUUGUAAUGGGAGCGCUUGACAAUCCUAAUCCUAUUUUGAGAUGCGCUGCAGGAGAAGCUCUGGGCAGAAUGGCGCAGGUGGUUGGGGAAGCAACUUUCAUUGCCCGGAUGGCUCAAUACAGCUUUGAUAAGUUGAAAUCUGCUAGAGAUGUUGUAUCAAGAACUGGCCACUCUUUGGCCCUUGGAUGUCUGCAUCGCUAUGUUGGUGGAAUAGGCUCUGGGCAGCAUUUGAAAACCAGUGUCAGCAUUCUAUUAGCCCUAGCACAAGAUGGGACCUCUCCUGAAGUCCAGACAUGGUCUCUCCAUUCACUUGCUCUAAUAGUGGAUUCCAGUGGACCAAUGUAUCGUGGAUAUGUGGAGCCUACCCUAUCUUUGGUCCUUACUUUACUUCUGACAGUGCCUCCAUCCCAUACAGAAGUUCACCAAUGUUUGGGUCGAUGUCUGGGAGCUAUAAUAACUACUGUUGGUCCUGAGCUACAAGGUAAUGGAGCUACUAUUUCUACCAUUCGUUCCUCAUGUCUGGUGGGAUGUGCAAUUACACAAGAUCAUUCUGACUCUCUUGUUCAAGCAGCUGCCAUUUCCUGUCUUCAGCAACUUCACAUGUUUGCACCACGACAUGUUAACCUUUCCAGUCUUGUUCCCAGUCUUUGUGUUCACCUGUGCAGCUCCCAUUUGCUUCUACGUAGGGCUGCAGUAGCAUGUUUGAGGCAGCUUGCCCAAAGAGAAGCAGCAGAAGUUUGUGAAUAUGCCAUGAGCUUAGCAAAAAAUACUGGAGAUAAAGAGAAUAACGGGACAAAUAUUAAUCCUUUUGCCCUAGGACUUUGCUCUCGAAGAGAUAGUCAUGGCAGACAUCAAGGAAUUAAUAUAACAGAGACAGGACUGGAAGGAGUUCUUUUUGGAAUGUUAGAUCGUGAGACUGAUCGGAAAUUGUGUUCUGAUAUUCAUGAUACUUUGGGCCAUAUGCUUUCAUCUCUGGCAGUGGAAAAACUCUCUCACUGGUUAAUGUUAUGUAAGGAUGUCCUCGCAGCAUCUAGCGAUAUGACAACUACAGUUCCAUUAGGAGGUGAAAAAGAUGAAGAUUUGGAGAAGAAGGAUGAAAUGGAUGAUGAUACAAUGUUUACUACACUGGGUGAAGAAGACAAAUCAAAGCCCUCUGUGGCUCCUCGCUGGGCUACUCGAGUAUUUGCCGCAGAUUGUCUGUGUCGGAUUAUCAUGCUCUGUGAACAUGCAAAUAAAGCCCACUUUGAUCUAGCUCUGGCCCGCUCUGCCAAACUUAGAGACCCUAAAAAUGACCUUCUAGUGCUUCAUCUCUCGGAUCUUAUUCGCAUGGCAUUUAUGGCAGCAACUGACCACAGCAAUCAGCUGCGAAUGGCUGGUCUCCAAACACUUGAAGACAUUAUCAAGAAAUUUGCAGCAGUUCCUGAACCAGAGUUUCCAGGCCAUGUAAUUCUAGAACAGUAUCAAGCUAAUGUUGGGGCAGCUUUAAGACCUGCUUUCUCCCAGGAUACCCCUUCAGAUAUAACAGCAAAAGCUUGCCAGGUAUGCAGUGCUUGGAUUGGAAGUGGUGUUGUAAGUGACCUUAAUGACCUCCGUCGUGUUCACAACCUUCUUGUCUCUUCUUUGGACAAAGUACAAACAGGAAAAGGGUCUUCCAGCCAGCUGUAUAGGGAGAGUGCCACUACGAUGGAAAAACUGGCAGUACUCAAAGCCUGGGCAGAGGUAUAUGUUGUAGCUAUGAAGAUUAAGAAAGAAGCAGAGACCAAACCAAAGAAAGCGGCAAAAAAUGGAGGAGAUGAUGACGAUGAUGAUUAUGGCACAGUAGAUGAACUGCCACCAGAUAGUCUGAUAACACUUGUUCAACCAGAGCUGCCCACUCUCAGCCGUCUCUGGUUAGCUGCCCUCAAAGACUAUGCCCUUUUGACAUUACCAGCUGAAUUUGCAAGUCAGCUUCCUCCAGACGGGGGAGCAUUUUACACUCCUGAGACUAUUGAUACAGCUAGGCUGCAUUAUCGGAAUUCAUGGACCCCAAUUUUACAUGCAGUUGCACUGUGGCUAAACAGUACAGGGUUUAAUGCCUGUGAAACACCAGAAGAUGCCUCAGCAGCAACACCUCCACAAAAGCAUGCCACACCCAUUAUGUUAAACCCAGCGUCAGAAACGCCAUCUUCCACCAAAACUUUGCAAGAAAUAAAUAAAGAUAGAAUGCAUUUGAUUUUAGGUGUUAGUAUACAGUUUCUAUGUUCUCCUCGACCAGAAGAACCUGUCGAACAUGUCAUGUCCUGCUUGCAAGCGGUGCACACUUUACUUGAUUCCUCUUGCGCUAGAACCCAUAUUGCAGAAGAUCAGCUACUUGGUGUCGAACUUUUGAGUGUGCUCCAUCGACUCUUGUUGACCUGCAAUCCUCCUUCAGUUCAACUCCUAGUUACAGAAGUUGUGCAACAGAUUAUAAGAGCUGCUCAAGAUCAUUUACAAGAAAAAAGAAAUACAUUGAAUGAAGAAGAUGCGAAAGAAAAAGACAGUAACUGUGGGCUGGGUGAAGGAGGAGACAGUGGUGGUCUUGUGCCAGGAAAAUCUCUUGUAUUUGCUGCUAUGGAACUGCUAAUGUUUAUCCUUGUGCGACACAUGCCACAUUUGAGCACAAAAAUGUCAGAUUCUCCAAGUCAUUCUUUCAGCAAAAUCCAGCUCCCAGAAGAAAGUGCUCGUCUCGUGGCUGCCACCGUUGCCAUCCUGUCUGAUCUACCCACUCUUUGUUCCCCAGCUGGAUCUAUGACUAUAUUGCCCACUAUCCUCUUUCUAAUAAUACAAGUGUUGAAAGAUACUGCUGUAAAAACUGUGGGAAAUCAGGUCCUACCACCAGUCAGUGCAGCACUUCAGGGACUGAAAAAUAUAGUAACCCUUCCAAUGACCAUGAAUGAGAAUAUUCAUAAACAGUGGACAAAUCUUAUCCGCAGCACCCUAGCCUCAAUCUUGGAAUACUCUCAGCCAGAAGCCUCCAAGCCUACUUUAGAUGAAGUAAGUAUGCUUACUGCGAUUACACUCUUCCUUUGGUCUGCAAGCACUGAAAUAAUUGGAGUUCAAGCAUUGCAAAAUGGCUGCAUUAACAGAUUUAAAACAGCAUUGAAUUCAUCUGAUCCUUGGGUUCAAGCCAAAUGUUACCAUCUUCUACUUUCUAUAUUUCAACAUACAAACCGUGCUCUCUCUACCCCAUAUAUACAUUCCCUGGCACCAAUAAUGGUUGAGAAACUGAAAGGUGUGGAGAAGAACCGUCCAAACAACAAAACAGAACUCUUAGCAAUCCAAGAGGGAAUUAAAGUUCUUGAAACACUGGUUGCUCUCGGUGAAGAGCAGAAUAGAGUACAAUUGCUUGCUCUUCUUGUCCCUACACUCAUAUCUUAUUUACUGAAUGAAAAUGCCUUCUCUUCUGCAUCCCUGGUAUCAAAAGAACUUCAUGAAUUUGCUCUCCAGGAUCUCACCCGCAUUGGACCCCUUUAUCCUCUUGCAUUUAAGACAGUAAUGGGAGCAGCUCCUGAACUGAAAGCACGACUGGAAACUGCAGUACGAGCAAGUCAGGCAAGCAAAGCAAAGGCAGCUGCCAGGCAACCACCACCCACAGUACAUUCCACGCCAACAAUUAAACUUAAAACUAGCUUUUUCUGAUUCUUGUUGGAACAAUCAUAAAACAUGAAGAAAUACAUCAUUCCUUCUGUGCUGCUGUAUAUCUCAUACUCUAUUUCUCAUUGUUUGUCAACAGGCUCUGCAUUAGCAAUGUAUGUUUCUAGGGGAUUGUUGCAUUACGGUUUGAAAUCUGCGCAUUGCAAAAAGAUGUGAUAUCUGGAUGUAUAUAGAUUUUUAUGAAAUGGAGUAAGCUGACCAUCUGAGGUUGUGUUAAACUGUCUCAUUUAACAAUGUAUUUUAUGUAGUCUUUGUCUUUCUUUUUAGAAUCUUGAGUUCUCGUUAAUUCUGAAAGUUGGGUAUAUAUUUUCCAUAGGCACUAUCUGUGGAAUCUUGUGAACUACACUGCUUCCCUAUACAGCAUUUUAAAAAGGAGCAACAGCAGUAUAUCGGUUGUCUCAGUGAAAGCAAUUUGAGGUGGAAUUUAAAAAUAGUAAAAUAUAGUCUUGCAUAUGGUUCUCCAGUAGCUUCUACUACCUCUUAUCCAGCUAUAAAUGAAGCACCUAAAUUUAUUCCCUUUGUGCAUCUAGUUAUUAAAGAUUCCCAAAGUACAGGAUCAUUUACUAAAACAUUGCUUACAUUUGGAGAAGAGACGACAAUCCAGUUCUUCUAGUGUACAAACAUUUUCUCUCAGACUUAGAAAUAAUUUGUAGGGCAGCGCCAUUAAAUUAUGGCUAAAUCCUUCUCAUUUGCCCCACCCCCACCCCCUUUGGUUAAAAUUUCUGUUAUAACAGAAUACCAUUCAAUUUCUCUUUGAAUUAUAUCUUCUUCAUAAAGUAUGGAGUGGGUACUAUUUUGUAAUAAACCAACAGAGACUUUUGAAUGGGUUUUUGCCACGUAUAGGCAUAAACAAAAUAGUCUGCAUUGAAUGAUAAAGAAGAUAUCUACUCUACUUAUUUUGUAGAUGCACUUGAACUGUGAAGCAUAUUUCUAUGUCUAAAAACAAUUCAGCAAAUAGAAAUGCCUUCAUUGGAGAGCAUGAUCUGAUGGUUUAUUUUACUCUGAUAUUAGAGCAUGGUCUUUAAGUUGAAGACUGUACAUAUUCAGACUUUAUCAACACAAUGCUCAUAGUCUGAGCAUUCUCCAAUUUAAUUUUCUCCUUAAAAGACUUUUCAUGCAGGGGUUAAGAACAGUCUGGUUUGUGAGACUCUGCUAUGUGAGGUCAGGCCUCUAAAUUACAAGUUUUUCUGAAGGGCAGGAUUGUUCUCUUCUCACAGAUUGCUAUCUGUUUGCAAAAAUGGUUGUUUGUGUUCUCAGAAUGAUUUUCAUGAGGAAACCUGGCUGGCCAGAAUUUUAUUUUAUUUUAUUUUUAUAGCAAAAGUCAACUCAAAGCUGAACUCCCUAAAAACAUUUUAUGACUUACAAUGGAAAGACUAACAAGGUGAGGUACAAACAGGACAUUGGUUAGACUUGCUAGAAUGUAUAUGAAGCCUAGACCAACAUAUCUAAAGAUCAUGGACGAGGGGAAGGCUGUAGGUCUAGAAUUAUAUUUAACAGUAGCUGUUCUCCCCCUAAAAUAUAGUUACAGUACAGUUCACAGGUUGCUGAAUUGGGAUGGUAUAAAAGCACCAACAAAUGAAUAUAUAUCACACGUCUACUCCUAGAAUAAGAGAGUAGUUCAGAACAGAUAUUAGAGUAGAUCUAUGUCUCCUGAUCUAAUAUUUUUGAUCAUAUUCUUUUAUUAUCAUUAAGCUACUUAAAGCCAUUUUCAUGACACAUAUGAAAAUCCCACUCUAAUUCUACCUGUUGUAAGAUUCAAAUUGCAACAAAAACAUAUAUAUUGCAAAACAACAAAAUUGUUUUUUUUCUGUAAGAAACAGCGGCUGCUUAAUGAAAAAAAAUGUUAUUUUUCCUGUUAUACCUUAAAUUUUUAUUUAAUAUUUCUUAAUUGUUUAAUAUUUAAUUGCUUAAUAUUUCUUACUCUAAAAGGGAGCAGUAGAAUAGGCAUAUAUUUAUGGUCACUAUUAUUUUUUCAACUGCUAGAAAUUAAUAUUGAUAACUAAUUACAUUUUAAAGAAGUUGUAAUAAAUUAAACACUGUAAUUAUUCAAGUUUUAUUUAUUACAAUAAACUAUCUAAUGCAA
Pseudonaja textilis is the source of this 8515-nucleotide messenger RNA. RefSeq names its product HEAT repeat containing 5B (gene HEATR5B). The record is from RefSeq and is a predicted model, not a curated record. Lineage: Eukaryota; Metazoa; Chordata; Lepidosauria; Squamata; Elapidae. Gene Ontology annotation, biological process: retrograde transport, endosome to Golgi; endocytosis; intracellular protein localization. Gene Ontology annotation, cellular component: membrane; Golgi apparatus; endocytic vesicle.